This is a messenger RNA of Helobdella robusta, 843 nucleotides long. RefSeq lists its product as hypothetical. Gene Ontology annotation, cellular component: ciliary transition zone. The transcript has 6 exons. Gene Ontology annotation, biological process: cilium assembly. Lineage: Eukaryota; Metazoa; Annelida; Clitellata; Rhynchobdellida; Glossiphoniidae. The record is from RefSeq and is a predicted model, not a curated record. Bases 1 to 843 code for a protein of 280 amino acids.
AUGUAUGCAAUUAUAUUCAGCAUAGGACUAUCAAAUGACCUUGAGGGCAUGGAGGAAGAUGUUCAAAGUACGAAUCAAAUAUUCAGUGUGAAUGAUUUUGCAAAAAUCAUAUCCCAGCAGUCCAACACAGUCCCAAGUCAAGCUGAUGAUAAGAUUUACAUUGAAGGAUCAGACAGGUUCAAAGCGAAAAAUCGUUUAAAAGUUGACCAGAAAAGAGCAGAGGAGCUGGAGAGGUCUCAGAAUGAAAACAUGGACAUCUAUCCAACCAUACUGACCAGUCAGGCCAUUCAAAUCCAUAAAAUAUUCAAAACUUUCUCACUGUUUGUGAGUGGUCUGUUUGCCGGCAUAGCCCUGUGGCAGAUAAUAACAUCGUACAUCAUGUACAACAAUGGUGUUGACAACUUCCUGAGAAAUCACUCAACAUUGUCUGCACCACUGCAGUGCUUCUACUACAUGCUCUUCGCCGUCUGCAUCGUCUAUGCACUAGACAGGUACGACAUCACCCACCCCUCACCUCACUUCUGGAACAAGGUGGCCACAUUCCAAUCAGGAGCGUUUUGCAUCAUCAUCUACAUCAUCGGACUCAUCUUUUCACUCGCUAUCUCAAAUAUUGAGUACAGGAUGACAUUCCAUCAAUCAAACUCCUCCAUAAUUGAUCCAAAUGACAGCAGGACAACGAACAUGCUGUACAUCUGGCAGAUAUUAAAUCUGAUACGAGGCUUGAUGGCCAUCAUCGGUUGGGGGAUCAUCUCGUUGAAGCCAAUGACAGACAGACUUUUGAAGGCACUCUCCAACUACAGGCAAACCAUCACUUCGAGUCGAGAUAAUCGUGUUCUCAUUUGA